Molecule: messenger RNA, 2208 nt
Organism: Miscanthus lutarioriparius
Lineage: Eukaryota; Viridiplantae; Streptophyta; Magnoliopsida; Poales; Poaceae
Source: the annotation of a GenBank genome assembly
AUGCCGCUGCAUAGAUUAGCUGCGCAUCAGCUAUGGAUCGGCAUAGUGGUUGUAGCAACACUCUCUGUAGUAGCCAUAGGAGCACUGCUGCCGCCUAGGCCUAGCAGCAGUUGCCAGAGAAAAUGCGGCGGAGUCGACAUCCCUUACCCGUUCGGCAUCGGGCCAGACGACUCGCCCGACCACUGCUCCUUGCCCGGCUUCAACCUGAGCUGCAAGGACGACGGCCAUGGAGUCCUCAGGCCAUUUUACAAACAUGUGGAGAUUCUGAACAUCUUGCUGCAGCAAGGUCAGGCCAGGAUGAGGAUGCACAUGUCGACGUACUGCUACAACACCUCCACUAAGAAAAUGAACCGAGACUGGUGGUGGGUGAACCUGACAGGUACGCCCUACAAAUUCUCAAACACCGGCAACCUGUUCACGGUCGUUGGGUGCAGAACGCUGGCGUACAUCGGAGACCAGGACAACGUCGGCAAGUACAUGAGCGGCUGCGUGUCCAUGUGCCGACGAGGCGACGUGAGCGCCCUGGCCGACGGCUCCUGCUCCGGGAUCGGCUGCUGCACGACGGCCAUCCCCAAGGGCCUGCAGUACUACAAGGUGUGGUUUAGUCGGGGCUUCAACACGUCCGGGAUCUACAGAAUCAGCCGCUGCAGCUACGCGGCGCUGGUUGAGGCGUCCAACUUCACGUUCUCCACGAGCUACGCCACGUCGUCGGCGUUCUCUGACGCUUACGGCGGGCGGCCGCCGUUGCUGGUGGACUGGGCCAUCGGCGACGAGACAUGCGAGGUAGCCAAGCAAAAGCCUGGCGGGUCGUACGCCUGCAUCGCCGACCGCAGCGAGUGCUUCGAUUCGGCCAACGGGCCAGGCUACAUCUGCAACUGCUCCAAAGGGUUCCAGGGGAAUCCGUACCUUGUCGACGGAUGCAAAGAUGUUGACGAAUGUAAUGUCGACGAUCCGGAAAAGUACCCUUGCUCUGAGAAGGGAACUUGCAAGAAUACUCCAGGUGGAUAUGAGUGUAAUUGCCCUCCACAUCACCCCAAAGGCAAUGCUUACAAUGGCACAUGUGAGAAAGACCAAUCGAUUCCCCCUAAAGUCACAAUUCCAAUAGGAAUUUUUGCCUUUGUUUUGGUUGGCCUACUACUUUUCCUUGGUAUAGAAUGGAUCAAGCACAAACGACGAAUAGUAAGGCAAGAAUACUUGUAUGGCCGAGAAGAAAUUGAGUUGGCCACCAACAACUUUCACAGCGGCUCAGUCAUUGGAGAAGGUGGUCAGGGAACUGUUUAUAUAGGGCAAAAUCUUGAUGAAAAAAAUAAUCCUGUUGCAAUCAAGAUCUGCAAGGGAUAUGAUGAGAGUAGGAGAAUGGAAUUUGGUAAGGAGCUGCUUAUACUCUCUCGAGUAAAACAUGAAAACAUUGUCCAGCUUCUAGGUUGCAGCUUGCAGUUUGAAGCCCCGGUUCUGGUGUAUGAAUACGUACCGAAUCAAACAUUGCACUAUCUAAUUCACAGCCAAGAUGAUGCGUCCAUCAGAACUCUCAAGGUCCGUCUAAAAAUUGCCAGUGAGAUUGCGUCUGCACUUGCAUACCUACAUUCACUUAAUCACCCGGUCUUCCAUGGAGAUGUUAAGUCUGUCAACAUUCUACUAAGCCAUGAUCUCUCAGCAAAAGUUUCUGAUUUUGGAUGCUCAAUGAUUAGGUCAGGAAAUGAAACCGCCCAAGUAGUGAAGGGCACAAUGGGCUACUUAGAUCCAGAGUAUCUGAUGAAUUUUGAGCUUACUGAUAAGAGCGAUGUUUACAGCUUCGGUGUUGUUCUUCUGGAGCUCCUAACACGUAGGACGGCACUGUCCAAAACAAAGGAGAGCCUUGUAUCUAUCUUCAAGGAAGCUGUGAAGGAGGACAAGCUUUGGGAUCUCAUAGAUAGGGAGAUAGCCAACCAAGAAAACAUGGAUAUAGUACUUCAGGUGGCUGCGGUGGCAAGUCAAUGCUUGGUCAUUACUGGUGAACACAGGCCAACGAUGAGCCAGAUUGCGGAGGAGCUCCACCAAUUGGCCGGUCCAAUCCCACACAACUCUCGAGCAUUUCACGGUGUUAUUAGCAUGCACAUGUUGCGAGGACGGUCAUCGAACAAUACAUCGGAUUACAGUACUAGUGAAGAAAUCACAACCUACUACAAUCUUCAGAAGAAAGCCUCAAUGAGCAUAGAGUUUGCAAGAUGA